This is a messenger RNA of Tripterygium wilfordii, 2631 nucleotides long. RefSeq lists its product as uncharacterized. Lineage: Eukaryota; Viridiplantae; Streptophyta; Magnoliopsida; Celastrales; Celastraceae. The record is from RefSeq and is a predicted model, not a curated record. The coding region runs from base 1 to 2631 and encodes 876 amino acids. The transcript has 5 exons.
AUGCCUGCAGACAAUAGUAUGCCUGAAAAUUUCUAUCAAGCCAAGAAGUCAGUGUCUAAACUUGGACUUGGGUAUCAACGAAUCGAUUGUUGUAUAGAUGGUUGUAUGAUAUACUAUAAGAACGACGCGAAUUUGAUGCAGUGCAAAUUUUGCGGGGCAAACCAUUAUAAACCUCGGAGAACUGGACGUGAAAAUUUGAAGGAUAUUCCGGUUAAACAUAUGUGGUACCUGCCACUAAUUCCCAGGCUUCAAAGGUUAUUUAGUUCAACAGUUACAGCAAAGGAGAUGAGGUGGCAUUAUGAGCAUCAAAGCGAGUCCGACCUCUUGUGUCAUCCAUCUGAUGGAGAAGCAUGUAAAUAUUUUGACAGAACAUUUGAAGAUUUCGCUUCAGACCCACGUAAUGUAAGAUUAGGCUUGUGUGCAGAUGGUUUCACUCUUUUUGGACAAUCUGGUAAGAACUACUCAUGUUGGCCUGUCAUUUUGACUCCUUAUAAUUUACCGCCUGGGAUGUGCAUGAAAAGAGAGUUUAUGUUUCUAACAAUAAUCAUUCCAGGUCCUCAUAAUCCAAAGAGCAGAAUCGAUGUUUAUCUUCAACCCCUGAUAGACGAGCUAAAUCAAUUGUGGUGCGAAGGUGUCAUAACAUACGAUGUGUUUAUGAAAGAAAAUUUUAUUAUGAGAGCUGCGUUGAUGUGGACUAUCAACGACUUUCCUGUCUAUGGUAUGCUGUCUGGAUGGAUGACACAGGGGAAGUUAGCAUGUCCCUAUUGCAUGGAGUGUUCGAAGGCGUUUACCUUGAAAAACGGUAGGAAAAAUUCAUGGUUUGAUUGUCACAGACAGUUUUUGCCUACAACACAUGCGUUUCGACGGAACAAGGAUGCAUUUUUCAAGAAUCGAUUGGAGAAAUCACAACCUCCUCCACGUUUGUCUGGAGAAGAAGUGUUGGCACGAGUUUGGAACUUUCCAAAGAUUAUUGAGACAGGUCCAUUAUCAUUCCCGGGAUACGGUCAAGAACAUAAUUGGACAAAAAGGAGCAUCUUUUGGGAUCUGCCAUAUUGGCGCAACAGUAUCAUACGACAUAACCUGGAUGUCAUGCAUAUUGAGAAGAAUGUGUUUGAUAAUAUUUACAAUACGUGUAUGGAUGUUAAGGGAAAAACAAAGGACAAUGUGAAGUCUCGGUUGGAUCUUUCACAUUAUUGUAAGCGCAGAGCUUUAGAGUUGGCGGAGUAUGAUAAUGGCAAAUCCUUUAAACCGAAAGCACAAUUUUGCCUCACUAUGGAGCAAAAAAUAGCUGUUUGUUCUUGGCGGCUACUUCCGAUUGCAUUGCGGGCAUUGCCCGAGCCCAUUUGGGCUACAAUUACUGAGCUCAGUCAUUUUUUUAAAGAUAUAUGUUCGACUACUUUGAGGGAGAAUCAAUUGAGCAUCAUGGAGGACAACAUUCCUGUGGUCCUUUGCAAAUUGGAGCGUAUAUUUCCUCCAUCAUUCUUUGACUCGAUGGAACAUCUCCUGAAGAAGGUUAAAAAUAAAGCUCGUGUGGAAGGAUCUAUUUGUGAAGCAUAUAUAGUCGAAGAAACGUCGUCGUUUGCUUCAUAUUAUUUUGAACCACAUGUGAGCUCUCGACGAACCAGAGUUCCUCGAAAUUAUGAUUGGGGUACAUUCGACAUGGAAAUCCCAAGAAUUUCAAUAUUCAAUCAACCUGGUCGUCUUGCUGGUGUUGCUGGUAAGCGCUAUCUCACUGACAGAGAAUACAAUGCUGCCACAUUGUACGUGUUUUUGAAUUGCGACAUUGUACAACCGUUUAUAAACAUGUACACAGAUUAUGUUAGAGCAUCAGCACCUACAUUGCAUGAUGAUGCUGUCGAUUAUCAGAUUGAGAUAGGUUUCGCACCAUGGUUCAGACAAUAUGUUCAUGAUCCAGUCAACGAGAUAACCGAUGAAACAGUUCGAAAUGUAGCAUUUGGACCGUUGAGGAAGGUUGAGCUAUGGCACACAUAUUAUGUCAAUGGAUAUAAAUUCGACACCGAUGCUUGGAGUGAAGGCAAGUCAACAAGCAACAGUGGUGUAUGCAUACGGGGGACCGAUUACGGACAAUCAGAAAGUGACUACUAUGGAUUACUAAAAGAAAUUGUACAAUUCGAAUUCCCAGGACUACCGAUAAAGACGAUUGUUCUUUUCAAUUGUGAGUGGUUCGACCCAACUCCUAAUCGAGGUACAAGAAUCAAUAAACAUUAUGGUAUUGUUGAGGUUAAACGUAGGGGAAGGUACAGAAAGUAUGAUCCAUAUAUAAUAGCACAACAAGCAGAGCAAGUCUAUUUUGCUCCUUAUCCAGAAGGGAUACGUGAUCGACAAGAUUGGUUGGCUGUGAUCAAGACAAAAGCGAGGAACACAAUUACUGCACAAUCAACAAAGGUAGAUGAUGCCUUCCAAGAGAAUGAAGUUGAUGUUGAGCCAGUUAGAGUAGAUACUGAUCACCAACUCGAUUCUCUAGUUGACAAUGAUUUUGAACCCGAGGAAGUAGUUGUACAAAACUCCAUAAGACAACCAAUGGUCGAAGAAGAUACUGAGGAUGACGAUGAAGAAGAAUUUGAAUCUUAUGAUUCGGAUACUGAGGGAGAUCUUGAAGACUACGAUUAA